UGCCAGCGCCGCCCCGACGGCCUCCCCGCGACGCUGCCGCUGCCACCGGGCUCCCAAGGCCACCAUGAAGAAGGAGGUGUGCUCGGUUGCCUUCUUCAAGGCUGUGUUCGCAGAGUUCCUGGCCACCCUCAUCUUCGUCUUCUUUGGCCUGGGCUCGGCACUCAAGUGGCCCUCGGCGCUGCCCUCCAUUCUGCAGAUCUCCAUCGCCUUUGGCCUGGCCAUCGGUACCCUGGCCCAAGCUCUGGGACCUGUGAGCGGUGGCCACAUCAACCCGGCCAUUACUCUGGCCCUCUUAGUCGGCAACCAGAUCUCACUGCUCCGAGCCAUCUUCUACGUGGCAGCCCAGCUGGUGGGUGCCAUUGCAGGGGCAGCGCUCCUCUACUGGUUGGCACCACUCAAUGCCCGGGGCAACCUGGCGGUCAAUGCGCUCAGCAACAGCACAACACCGGGAAAGGCCACCGUGGUGGAGUUGAUCUUGACCUUUCAGCUGGCCCUCUGCAUCUUCUCCUCCACCGACGCCCGCCGCACCAGCCCGGUGGGCUCCCCGGCUUUGUCCAUUGGGCUGUCCGUCACACUGGGCCAUCUUGUGGGGAUCUACUUCACCGGCUGUUCUAUGAACCCAGCCCGCUCUUUCGGCCCGGCGGUGAUCAUGGACCGGUUCAGCCCCUCUCACUGGGUCUUCUGGGUAGGGCCCAUCGUGGGGGCCAUCCUGGCUGCCAUCCUCUACUUCUACCUGCUCUUCCCGUCCUCCCUGAGCCUCAGUGACCGCGUGGCUGUCGUCAAAGGCACAUAUGAGCCGGAGGAGGACUGGGAAGACCACCGAGAGGAACGGAAGAAGACCAUAGAGCUGACGGCGCACUGACCCGCACCGGGCACAGGCCGGUCCCUCAGCCCCUGAACUGCUGGAGAAGAACAGACCUCAGAGCGUCUUUCCCAACAGUCCUCUUGGUGGGGAGGAGGCGCCGGAGGCCAUGCUGAAGACAGAGAUGAGAGCCGGAGCCCUCAGGGGGACACUCGGGUGGGGGCCAGGGGCUGGAGUCUGAGGGGGGGCGGGCUCUCUUUAGGAACAGGCAGGAUGAAUUCCACAGACCUCAGAGAUUGUGAAUGCAGUGCCAGGCUCACAGGCUGCCCAGGACUACACCAGGAAGGGGGCAGCAGCCUGCUUAUUUCAUCCAGCCCAACCCCUCGAGUGCCAAAGCCAGCCCUCAGGUGGGCAGAGGGGACAUUCCCCAAGCUCCUCAGCACAGGGACAGAUGGUUCGUUGAUCGCCAUCUUAUUUAUUUUUGGCCAAGGAAGGGGGGCUCUGCUGGUAUUUGGGUUGGGCAUUUCCCAAUAAACCAUCGAUCUUCAUA
Molecule: messenger RNA, 1352 nt
Organism: Peromyscus leucopus (white-footed mouse)
Lineage: Eukaryota; Metazoa; Chordata; Mammalia; Rodentia; Cricetidae
Gene: Aqp5
Product: aquaporin 5
Exons: 4
Coding region: 65-862 (265 amino acids)
Biological process (GO): transmembrane transport
Cellular component (GO): plasma membrane; apical plasma membrane
Molecular function (GO): water channel activity
Source: RefSeq, a predicted model, not a curated record